This is a messenger RNA of Cutaneotrichosporon cavernicola, 1836 nucleotides long. RefSeq lists its product as uncharacterized. Gene Ontology annotation, biological process: secondary metabolic process. The transcript has 4 exons. Gene Ontology annotation, molecular function: CoA-ligase activity. The record is from RefSeq and is a predicted model, not a curated record. Lineage: Eukaryota; Fungi; Basidiomycota; Tremellomycetes; Trichosporonales; Trichosporonaceae. The coding region runs from base 1 to 1836 and encodes 611 amino acids.
AUGGCAGCCCCAACCUUCCGAAACCUCCCGCCCGCCGAGUGCGCCGCCGCACUCUGCACCGCCGACGGGCCCUUUGCCGUGUCCGAGCAAGUCAUCAAUGGCCACCGCCAACGCGUAUGGACACACCAGGUCGCGACUUUCCGCCAGCUCAUCAUGGAACGGAUGCAGGCGAAUGCGGCCAACCCAUUCCUCUCGUCACCUGUGCCCGACCCCGAGCCGUUCCACGCCCGCGAGGCGCUCACGCAUGGCGAGACGCUCGAGAGGGCCAUUAGGAUCGCAGCGAUUCUGCGUGAUCAUGGCGUCGGGGUUGGGUCGCGAGUCGCGGUCGGAGGGACGAAUUGCACGGGAUGGGUCCUUGCCUUCAUCGCGCUGCACCUCCUCGGCGCCGUCCCCGUCCUCCUCAACAACGGACUGCACGUCGACGCGUCAGUACACUGCCUCGCGCUCGUCAAGCCCGAGCUCGUGAUCGUCGACGACGCGAUGGCAAACCAGCUCGGUCCGAUCGCGAGCACACUAAAGGACAAGGGCGUUGGUCCGGUGUGGUGCUGGACCUCGUUGGGACAUUUGUCAUCUGCCGCACGGGCAAACGUGACGGAACUCUCCAAACUCCAGCCGACAGCGGGCGCCCUCGCACAAGUCAAGGACGGUGCGUUCGCCUCCUCGGUCAACCCCGAAUCCGACGGCAUCAUCUACUUCACCUCGGGCACGACGAGCAUGCCCAAGGGUGUCCUCGUAACCCAGCGACAGGCGCUACACAUUGUCAUCUCGGCGCAGUACAUCCCGGCCCGCAUGGCGAUGCGUAUGGGCGCGUCUCCAAAGGAAGCGACAGCGCUCGCAACAGCCCCAAAGCCCGACGGGGUGGCACUCCUCUCCAUCCCCCUCUUCCACGUACAGGGUAACUUGAACUGGCUGGUCGGCGCCAUUGCCGAGGGUUCGAAACUCGUCUUCCUCCGUCGCUGGUCUGUGCCCGACGCCAUCAAAAUCAUGGUGUCCGAGAAGGUUGGCAAGAUCGGCGGCGUCCCUGCGAUUGCCACUUCUGUGCUCCAGUCCCCUCUCCUUCCCAAGGACUUUGAACUUGCGCAGAGCGCUUUCGGAGGUGCAUCGCCCCCGUCUCGUCUCCCCGGUGAUCUGGUUAAGCGCUGGCCUAACCUCCUCGUUGCGACUGGAUGGGGAAUGACCGAAACUAACUCGACAACCACGGGCUCGUGUGGGAUGGAGUAUGUCAACAAGCCCCUCGCGUGCGGCGCGGCAAUCCCCAUCGCCGACCUCAAGAUUGUCGAUCCCAUUACGCGCAAGGAGAUGCCUGCAGGUCAGGCAGGCGUGCUCCUCUCCCGCGGCUCGAGCAUGAUGAAGGAGUACGUCAACAAUCCCAAAGCGACCGCCGAGACGAUCGACGCAGAUGGAUGGCUCGACACGGGCGACAUUGCCUACAUUGAUGCCGAGGGGGACUUGCAUAUCGCCGACCGGGCCAAGGACAUUAUCAUCCGCGGUGGCGAGAACAUCCCCUCUGCGGAGGUUGAGCGCGCCCUCGCCCAGGACGACAGGGUACAGGAAGCGUGUGCUGUUCCAGUUCCCCAUGCUGUACUGGGCGAGUGUGUGGGUGUGGCCGUCUCCCUCGCUCCAGGUGCCAUGGCUACGCCGGAGAGUAUCGCCGACGCCGUCUUCCCGCGCUUGCGGUAUCCCGCGCGCCCGGCUGUCGUCGUGGUUAGUCCGAAGGCGUUACCGUGGAAUGCGAGCCAGAAAAUCCUCAAGAGCGAGGUUAAGAAGAUGGUCCUUGAGGCGUGGGAGGCGCAGGGCCGUAAGCCCAUGGUCGACCCGACCAAGGCGCGCUUGUAG